CGACACACGCAUACACACGUGCAACGCACACAGGCGGAGACUCCAACAAACGAGUCCUCCUAUUAAUAGAGGACAGUUGUACCAAAGCAAUCACGUGAUCUGGGCCACAUUCAAAACAGACUGAGUUAUCUGUUGUAGUAUUUCCACGGAGGUGGCCAAGUGCAAUGUAGCGUAUAGGCGACAGGUUGCUUUUUGUAGCUUUGAAGACAGUUCGCAACAGGUGACUGCAAGUCUAGGUGUGCUGUGCUUGCUUGCUUAGACGGAAGGACUUGUGCAAUUUGAGGAGGUUACAAUCUAUCUGCGUGGACGAGAGGCGAUAUUGAAACGCUAUUUGUGUUGUGAGUCCCUUGUCCAGCAAGCUGCUUUCUCAACGAGAAAUGGUAUGCAAACGUUGAAACAGCUGACGAUCAGAGGAUGCCAUCGCAAGGGAGCAAGGUGGGAAGGCGAACUGCAAGCAAACCAAUGGACGAAAAUAGUGAGUUUACGACUAAAACUGGUUCCAAUGACCUUCUUAGCACCGGCCUCCACGAGUACCAGGUUGGUUAUGCGCGCGUCACGGCCAACCCCGUCAUGCAGGCUUUGAAGAAUUUUCUCUUGAGAUCGGUGAUGCCACUCUUCCUGAUGGCGUCCACCCCAAACAUCGUCUUCCUCAUCUGGUUUGCAGCUGCACACUGCGACGGAAGUUAUGCGUGUGUUGGGAACGUGUUUCGAGAGAAAUCUCUUGUGGGUGGACUACGCUAUAUAUAUGGUCACGUGAAUGCACCCAGCGCCCCGGUGAUCUGGACCUUGAUCGGGUAUUCUGUCUUCGCCCUGACCAUCAUGCGUCUCUUACCCGGCAAGACGGUAUACGGUCCCACCACGCCCAAAGGACACGUACCCGUGUACAAGGACAACGGCUUCGCCUGCUUUGCCACCACCAUGGUGACCUUCGUUCUUCUGACCAUCGUCCUCAAGACCUUCUUUUCUGUCUCUCCCACUCUCAUCUAUGACAGGUUCGACGAGGUUUUGGCUGCGUUGAACAUCUUCAGCAUCCUGUUCUGCCUGUUUCUCUAUCUGAAAGGUCUGCUGGCGCCCUCCCUCUCAGACAGCGGAUCCUCGGGCAACAUCAUCUUCGACUACUACUGGGGUAUGGAGCUGUACCCGCGAGUGCUGGGAUUCGACGUGAAGGUUUUCACCAACUGCCGCUUCGGUAUGACCGUAUGGCCUCUCCUGGUCUGCGUCUUUGCUCUCAAAAGUUACGAGCUUUACGGCUUCGUAGACAGCAUGUUCGUCACCACGACGCUUCAGCUGGUUUACUGCACCAAGUUCUUCUGGUGGGAAGCCGGCUACAUGAACACCAUUGACAUCAUGAUGGACCGCGCCGGCUACUACAUCUGCUGGGGCUGUCUCGUAUAUAUCCCCGGCCUGUACGCAUCCGUCUCACUGUACAUGGUCAACCAUCCCGUGAAUCUGGGCCUCCCACUGACCGCCUUCCUCCUGGCGCUUGGUGUCCUGUCCAUCUACAUCAACUACGACGCGGACAAGCAGAAGCUGCAGGUGCGGAGCUCGGACGGUCGCUGCCUGGUGUGGGGCCGCAAGCCCAGCAUCAUCCGCGCCAAGUACGUCUUGGACAGCGGCGAGACGCGGGAGUCGAUCCUGCUGGCAUCCGGCUGGUGGGGGCUGUCGCGCCACUUCCACUACAUCCCCGAGAUCCUAUUGGCCUUCUUUUGGUCGGUACCGGCUCUCUUCCAUGACGUCAUGCCCUACACCUACGUCAUCUGGCUGGUUCUGCUGCUGACCCAUCGCAGCUACCGGGACGACACCAAGUGCGAGAACAAGUACGGCAACUUUUGGCUGCAGUACUGCCGCAAGGUUCCACACAAGAUCGUCCCCUAUAUAUUUUGAAGAAUAACUAGCGCUUCCUUGUCUUUCUACACAUACAAAUGGGCGGGCACACACACUCAGACAUAAAAAACUUUCUUUGUUUUUGUGGGGUUAUUUUGUUAAGAAGAUGGUGUUAAUGAUUUCACCAUUUUUGAAAGGCGAAAUAAAACUCUGAAGCACAUGAAAGAAUUUGAGAACCGAGACUGAUUUAUGAUUUAUUAACAAACUGAUUUAUGACAAGCUAGGGACAAUCAUUCUCAGUUCUUCUUGGUUCGACAGUUCCUCGUCUCAAGUUCUGUGAAAAGAAUCUGAAAACAAUUUUUCGCCAAAAAUGAAAAUGGAAGAAAAUCUUACAAAUCUAAAUACAUUUUCUCUUCUUGAUUUUGUUUGGUGUUUAACAGAAGCAUUCUGUUAACCUAUACAUGUCCCAGUAAAAAAGUCAUCGAAACCUGUCUUAUAAUCUAGGUGUUUGACAUGAAUCGAAGGACUGAAAGGCGUCGCAUAGUCAUUGUCUAAAACAAACGAUUCAUUCCCUAUCUCAAGUUUUGUGCGUGUAAAUGCCUAUUCUAUUUUAUAAAGCGGGUAAUAUUUUGAUAUUUGGCAUUCACCAAAAAGUACAGCAGGCUAUAAAGUUGUAAUUUGUAACGGGAUUCAAGAUGUUGCAAACCGGGGGUAAGAUGCACAACUUGUAGGUGCAAUUAGGGCUAUCUAAUGCCGAGCGAUCAGCUGAAAUACAUCAUAUACUUCACCCUUUAUCUACUAAUGUCCUUUUUAUAGGACAGCUAUAUACAGGUUCUUUUAUCUCAAGUCCUCCCAGUGUCAUAUUUAUAGGACAGGUUCCACUCACAAGAAUAAAAAUUAAUAUUUUUGUGUUCCGGGGACUUUUACAACGGAAACAAAAAUACCCCCAAAAUAAUUUGGGAGUUCAAUGGUUAACUGGCUGCUUCUUAGCCAUUCAAACAGUGCACUCGGCUUCUGAAGGGUUAUCAAAUAGAAUUAAAUGUAAUAUGAAUAAUAAGCUCAGGUUUUUUGGAAAGUGGCAAUCAUUAGAGAAUAUGCUACCAGCUACCAAAUCCACUCCAGUUUUGAAAAAACGGGCGAUCAUUUUAUGCAGAUGGUGUGCAAGUGCACACGCACACAUAGGUGGUGUAGUUCAGUGUAGUGCGGUUGGAAUUACCAUGGAGAAGAACAUAUAUCUUGCCUUGUCCUCUUUUCUCUCUCUCUCUUCGUGUUAUGCCCACAAUGAGUGUAGAGAUAAAAAUCUCGUCGACAGGAACGAUAAGACAGUUUCACACAAAGACCUCUUUCUUUACUGAUAAACAGAAAGAUUAUUUGGGGAACUAUUGUCUUCUCACAAGAUAAACACAACAAUCUGGUUAUCGUUUUAAUCUUUAAAGCUAUGCAGCACGAAACAUGAAAGUAUGGCUGCAGAUUUCCUUCUAUCAUUACAUUUAGUUCGCAUUAUUUUCUUUUUUUAUUAUUUUAUUUACUCAGGUCGCUAGGUUUGCGGCUCUCUCGCUCUCGCUCUGUGUAGAAUAUCAACUCUCAUUAAAGUAUUACAUCUCGCAGUCUGAUACCUAGCUCUUUAUGGUUAUUAUUGCCGCCACCUACUUUCAUAUGAGAGAGAGACAAACAUCCCGCACUUUUAAUUGCUGCCUCGUAAGUACAGUCUUAACUUAGCCGUUUGAACUAAUGGUAGAAAACAAGAGAAGUUCUUUAGUCUCCAGGAGCACGGGCUGCAAAAAAAUAUUUAUGGUAUUAGUAUAAUGACACACAAUGUAACUUGAAGCGAACACCCUAACCCUGACACCCUUAGGAAUCACACAUUGUAGAGUAAUGUCUUCCUAUUUUUAACGGAAGUAAUUUGUAAGUUUAAUGUUUUACGCCGAGUGUUUUAAUUCUACCAAUAACCCCACUUCCCUGCAAGAUUUUUUAAAAUAAUUUUUGACACUUUUAAAUCAGUGCAAGAGGGAUAACUCUGUUGUGUACUUGUGUCCAUGUACCUAUCGUGAAAGAAUUGGAAAGCAUGAGGUAAAGCAUCUGUCAUUUUUCUAAUGUGAAUUAGUUGCUCUGUCUUUAUGCCCAUCGCCAUUUCUUUUUGUUUUGUUUUUUUGUGUUUGUUUUUUGUUGUUUUCAUGGUUAAUAUGCCGUAAAGGCCGUGGAGGAAAUGGUUAUAAUAACACUUAUUUGCUAUAGAAACUUCGGAUCCUGUUUGUCAUCAUGUUACUAUGGCAACGAUAUCUGUGACACAUGAGAAUGAAAGAUAUUUACACUCACAAUAAGGAAAUCAUUGUGGCUUUGUUUUUUUACUCUACUUAAUUUUGAAAUAGGCUGAGUGCUUUUUGAAUGAUAUAUAUAUAUUUGUUUUGCUUUAAUACUGAUGCAUUGCUCAAGUUCUUGUUCUAAAUGAUGUUAUGUUUAUUUUCUGCAUGCUGUUGUCGGAUGGGUAGGAAGACUUUGGGUAUGUACUUGUUUGGCUGAAUCCGAGCAACAGUAUCACCAGACACAUUUCUACAAAGACUUUGUCGAUAAAAAGUGCUGGUUGAAGCUUGUCUGUAGGUGACUUUCACUGUUCAAAGGUAUGAGUGUAGAUAAGUAAUAAAACUUGUUCCUCAUUUUCUCUUUUAUGUCUAAAACUGAACUGAUUACAAGGCGUAAAACAACUUAAAAAACUGCGUUCCUUCACCUUCCACCUUCUCAUCAAAUAUCUUCUAAAGAGUCAUCGAGGUGUGUAUUUAUUUGUUCGGCUUCUAUCUUUUUUUACAGUGCAAGGGACUCUGGAUACCUUAAAACCUGCGAUUUGUUCCUCUUUGUCUAUUUUUUAAGUAAACAUUUCUAAGGAAG
This is a messenger RNA of Pomacea canaliculata, 4707 nucleotides long. RefSeq names its product 7-dehydrocholesterol reductase-like. NCBI's taxonomy places the organism in Eukaryota, Metazoa, Mollusca, Gastropoda, Architaenioglossa, Ampullariidae. Gene Ontology annotation, molecular function: oxidoreductase activity, acting on the CH-CH group of donors, NAD or NADP as acceptor. The transcript is spliced from 5 exons. The record is from RefSeq and is a predicted model, not a curated record. Gene Ontology annotation, cellular component: endoplasmic reticulum membrane. Gene Ontology annotation, biological process: brassinosteroid biosynthetic process; sterol biosynthetic process. The coding region runs from base 415 to 1884 and encodes 489 amino acids.